This is a messenger RNA of Prunus mume (Japanese apricot), 808 nucleotides long. RefSeq lists its product as uncharacterized. The record is from RefSeq and is a predicted model, not a curated record. Lineage: Eukaryota; Viridiplantae; Streptophyta; Magnoliopsida; Rosales; Rosaceae.
CAUUCCCACAAGCAACACUACAUAAUGAGAGAGGGCACAACCUAACACCUCCAUCAUUCAUCCGUCUUUCAAUCUUUCAUUCAGCCCACAGCUCCAUUUGUCAAGAAUGAAGAGCGAGGGUCGCCAGCACGGGAUGUUCCGGCCUUACCGGGUCCUACCAGACCCAUUGAACCUGAGACCCGGAACCCGACAGGUGAACAAGUUUGAUUCACUUUCCACAGCCGGGUUAUUCACCAAGGUGGCCACCAAGCCCACCAACCACUCCAAGUUCACGGGUAAGUGCGGCAAGCCCAGGUGCACCGAGUGUCACAUCCACCCGGCUUCUAAGACCAAGGACAAGACCAAAGGGAACCACAAGCUCAAGUCAUCCGACGUCAUAUUUAAUCAUCGUUUGGUCAAAUUUUCCGGGUCUUCUGCCACUGGGAUUUUGGAUCAUCUGUCUACUAGUCAUUAUGAUAACAACGAUGAUAAUGAUGAAGAAGAUGAUGAAAUCAGUGGUUAUGCAAGUGAGUGGAGCCUAUGAUAAUAGAAAUGAUCAUGAUCAUGAUGUGAUGUGAGGGUGGAUUUUGAUGAGGUUGAGGAAGAUGGUAAUUAUGAAGAUAUGGGUUUCUUCAAUGUGGAAUAUGUGAUUGAUCCAAUUGAGGAAGAUGAAGGUUGGUGUUUAGUGCCACAAACGUGAUUGUGGUUUGAAUAACGCGGAUUGAAGUCAACCUCUUUUCUUCUGCUUUGUAUUUUGAUGUACAAGCUAGUAAUAAUGAUGAUGAUGAUGAUGAUGAUCUUAUUUCUCAAUAUUUGACAAUAUUCCUUU